Molecule: messenger RNA, 576 nt
Organism: Quercus lobata
Lineage: Eukaryota; Viridiplantae; Streptophyta; Magnoliopsida; Fagales; Fagaceae
Exons: 2
Coding region: 1-576 (191 amino acids)
Source: RefSeq, a predicted model, not a curated record
AUGGUCCAAAGCAAUGAUUUUUCCCUUACUGCGAAGAAGAAAAUUGGUUUUGUUAAUGGAAAGAUCUCAAAGCCAGAUUUGGAUUCGCCUUUGUAUGAAGAUUGGGAGAGCGGUAACACUAUGAUGCUUUCUUGGAUGAUCAAUUCUAUGCACGUAGAUGUGUCCAACAGCAUUAUGUACUGUGAAACAGCAAGGGAGAUGUGGAUUGAAUUGCAAAAUCUAUUUUCACAAAGGAAUGGUUCCAAGAUUUACAAUUUACAAAGAGAAAUUUCGCAUAUUUCUCAAAACCAAAUGUUAGUGACAGAAUAUUACACCAAAUUUAAGAGGCUUUGGGAUCAAUUGCUUAAUUACGAGCCACUUCCUGAGUGUUCUUGUGGUACUAUAAAGUUGUUAAGUGCUUCACAUAACAAAGCCUAUGUCAUGAGGUUUCUGAUGGGAUUAAAUGAGAAUUUUAAGACUCUUCGUAGUCAAAUUCUCAUGCAUGAUCACUACGUUUCAUCAUUAUCCAAACGGAUACUUAGAGCCCGUUUGGAUGCUAUAGCAGAGUAUUUGGUAACAAGCUUCAAGAAUCAGUAA